CGCCCUGGGGCAGCUCGGGCGUGGCCUCCAGGGAUCUCUCCGUCUCUACUAGCCUCCUCCCUCUUUACUUGCCCCCUCCCUUUUUACUUGCCUCCUCCCUCUUUCUCCUCUUCUCUCACUCACCUCCCGGUCUAAAACCGGGGCCGGCGCCUUUAAGAGGGAGCGUUGGUUACCCUGGGGGCGGGAACCCCUCGGCCGCUCGCGAGGCGGCGGCGCUCGUCCGCGAUGCUCCUCACUUUCAGCUCCAGCUCCCGCCACCGCCGCCUCUAUCGCCGCCGCCGCCACCACCUCCUCCUCGUUGUCCUCCUUCCUCCUCCGCCUGGCAGCGUUGUUCUCUGCAGCGGAGGAGAGAAGUGCUAUGUCAGGAAAGUUCCGGGAGGGACUACAUGAAGCCAUGCUCCCUGGGCUCUUCCGCGGGCGCCCGCGCGCUGCCCUUCGCUUGAGGCAAAAGGACUCUUGUGGAAGAUGGAACUCAUUGUCCAUUUUCCAGAAUGUAUUUCCAAGCCCAUCAAUGGGACCUGAUACUGCUGUUCUGUGUUGAAAUGCUUGAAGAACUCCUGCAUCUCUGCUUGCAUCUUCCAUCCUACUGAAACCAUGGUCUUCUCGGCAGUGUUGACUGCGUUCCAUACCGGGACAUCCAACACAACAUUUGUCGUGUAUGAAAACACCUACAUGAAUAUUACACUCCCUCCACCAUUCCAGCAUCCUGACCUCAGUCCAUUGCUUAGAUAUAGUUUUGAAACCAUGGCUCCCACUGGUUUGAGUUCCUUGACAGUGAAUAGUACAGCUGUGCCCACAACACCAGCAGCAUUUAAGAGCCUAAACUUGCCUCUUCAGAUCACCCUUUCUGCUAUAAUGAUAUUCAUUCUGUUUGUGUCUUUUCUUGGGAACUUGGUUGUGUGCCUCAUGGUUUACCAAAAAGCUGCCAUGAGGUCUGCAAUUAACAUCCUCCUUGCCAGCCUAGCUUUUGCAGACAUGUUGCUUGCAGUGCUGAACAUGCCCUUUGCCCUAGUAACUAUUCUUACUACCCGAUGGAUUUUUGGGAAAUUCUUCUGUAGGGUAUCUGCUAUGUUUUUCUGGUUAUUUGUGAUAGAAGGAGUAGCCAUCCUGCUCAUCAUUAGCAUAGAUAGGUUCCUUAUUAUAGUCCAGAGGCAGGAUAAGCUAAACCCAUAUAGAGCUAAGGUUCUGAUUGCAGUUUCUUGGGCAACUUCCUUUUGUGUAGCUUUUCCUUUAGCCGUAGGAAACCCCGACCUGCAGAUACCUUCCCGAGCUCCCCAGUGUGUGUUUGGGUACACAACCAAUCCAGGCUACCAGGCUUAUGUGAUUUUGAUUUCUCUCAUUUCUUUCUUCAUACCCUUCCUGGUAAUACUGUACUCAUUUAUGGGCAUACUCAACACCCUUCGGCACAAUGCCUUGAGGAUCCAUAGCUACCCUGAAGGUAUAUGCCUCAGCCAGGCCAGCAAACUGGGUCUCAUGAGUCUGCAGAGACCUUUCCAGAUGAGCAUUGACAUGGGCUUUAAAACACGUGCCUUCACCACUAUUUUGAUUCUCUUUGCUGUCUUCAUUGUCUGCUGGGCCCCAUUCACCACUUACAGCCUUGUGGCAACAUUCAGUAAGCACUUUUACUAUCAGCACAACUUUUUUGAGAUUAGCACCUGGCUACUGUGGCUCUGCUACCUCAAGUCUGCAUUGAAUCCGCUGAUCUACUACUGGAGGAUUAAGAAAUUCCAUGAUGCUUGCCUGGACAUGAUGCCUAAGUCCUUCAAGUUUUUGCCGCAGCUCCCUGGUCACACAAGGCGACGGAUACGUCCUAGUGCUGUCUAUGUGUGUGGGGAACAUCGGACGGUGGUGUGAAUAUUGGAACUGACUGACAUUUUGGGUGAUGCUUGUUCUUUAUUGACAUUGAAUUUUCUUUCUCAUAGCCUCUCCACUUUAUUGUUUUUUAUAGGGUUUGUGUAUGUAUGUGUGUGAGCAGUGUAAAGAAAGAAUGGUAAUUAUAGUUCUGUUACCAAGAAUAAACAAUAGGAAAGUGAUUACAAAUAUUACCUCCAGGGUUCAAUAGAAAUCCUCAAUUUAGGGUGAGGAGAUUUUUUUUGGUUUUGGGGUUUUUCCUUGAUUGAUUUUGUUUUCAUAGUGGGAAUCAGGAUUGUGCUUUAUUGAGCCUGCAGUUACAUUGAAUUGUAGGCAUUUCGUGUGCUGCUAAGGUGUGCUUAUUUGAGUUUAUCAAGACUUUUUUUUUCUGGAAGACACUGCUGCUUUUUACCAUCACAUUGGAGCCAAACAUCUCAAUCAAUAUAUAUUUAGUUUUAUUUUAAAAACUAACCCAGGAAGGUUAGCGACAUUUUAAUGGUCAUUACUAUUUACUUUGGUGCACUUUAAGAGACAAUGUACAAAUUAAUUCAGUCUUAUUUUUCAGAAUUGUUUUUAUACAUGAUAUGUGCUUUAGGAAAUAUGCAUUAUCACUUAUGGGAAGAUAGUUUUAAGAAAUGUUUUAUCUGCAUGUACAGUUGUAAAAGAGAACAUAAAAUGUAGAUACUUUUCUAAGCACAAUAGCAACUCUUCAAGCAAUAGCGCAAAAUCUAGGAGACAGGAUCCUUGCAAAUUUAAAAGGUGAGUGUAGUGAGGGGGAUGGCAAGUGGCUGGUACAGGCUGUGGUGAUUCCUUUUACUCAAGGGUUUUUGUGGAGUAUAGGGAGAAGGGGUUGAUAUUUAUGGACACCUAUGUGUCAGGCACUGUGCAUCAUUUUAUCCUUACAGGAUGUUGUGAGGUAGGUAUUAUUGUUUUCAUUUUUACAGGUGAAGAAAGCAGGUCUCAGAGGGACUAAAAUCCUGCCCAAGGUUAGUGGUAGAGCUGGGAUCCAAAAAUCUGUCAGAAUCCUGAGACUGCGCUGUUCCACUGUGCCACGCAGACAGUUCAUUCAGUUUAGAUGUCACAUAGUCAAGAGGGAACUCUAUGCAUCCUUUAAUUUUUUAGACUAUGAUAUUCUUUUUAAAAAUUAGCCUUUAUUUUCUAACUACCGAAAGAAAUAUGAAAGCAUUACAGAAACACUGGAAAAUAGAAAAGAAAAAAUAAAAUCACUUACAACCACUUUUUGUUUUUUGGAGUCUCGCUUUGCCACCCAGGCUGGAGUGCAGUGGUGUGAUCAUGGCUCAUUGUAGCCUCAACCUCCCAGGCUCAGGUAAUCCUCCUGUCUCAGCCUCCUGAAUAGCUGGAACCACACACACACACGCACACACAGGUGUGUGCCACCACACCCAGCUAAUUUUUUGUAUUUUCUUUUGUAAAGACAAGGUUUCACCAUGUUGCCCAGGCUGGUCUCAGAGUCCUGAGCUCAAACGAUCUGCCUGCCUUGGCCUCCCAAAAUGUUGGGAUUACAGGCAUGAGCCACCACAUCUGACCUACAACCACUUUUUAAUGUGAGACUUAAAAAUCUUAGAUAAAUAAGGCUGUGAAGCAAAACCAGUGAUUUUUUUGUUUUGUUUUUGAUUUGCAAAACAAGUGACUGACAAUUAUUGAGAAAUUAAAGAUAGCUAUGUGUAGGUCUUGCCCCUGCGGAUUUGGAGGUUUCCAGUUGUCCAUCUGUGUUAGUUCUAAGUGUUCUGGGCAGAAUAGUAUUGUUGCCCCAAUGCUUGCCCUAGCAGAGCUGGAGUUUGUGAACGUGCUCAGAUGUGUGUCUCCUACAAAGAAGGGAAAAUGAACCCUGGUCUGAGUCUAGAACAAGUUUUAAUAGGGCAUGUCUGACAUUUCAAAUUGUUUUUCUCUUGCUGACAGUCUGCCCCCAGGUGCAUCUAGGGCCUUGGUCAGCUUCUCUGUUACCGGUGGCUCACUUUAUAAAACAGCCCACAGGGAUAAGGGCUGAAAAUAUAGCCACUUGGCUACAUCAUUGACUAAUUAAGUAAGUUAACUGUGGAUUUAUAGCAUCUUUUCAGGAUGUUAGUGUUUUGUGAGCCAGUGGAAAAAAUAAGCUUCUAUUUCUUCAUUUGUAAAACCAGAGAGUUGGAUUAGAUGAAUCUCUAACGUCCUGUCCAACUCAAAUGUGCUUUCCUCCAUACUAGGGUGUAGAUUUUUGAAGAGCUUAGCUGACUUCAGCAUCACCUCACCCUUUGGUCUCCAGUAUUACUUCUUUACAUUUUACUUCAUUAGCUAUUUCUUAAUAUUAAAUAUCUGAAGAGUGUGGCACUGUAUCAGGAGUUGGGGCAUUGAAAGGUUGAUGACAUCAUGAAAUAUCUGGGAAACUCUGCUCUUAAGAAAAUUGCACCGAUGUUGGAACUCAUUGUCCAGUUAAAGAGCUCUUUGGGGACUCAAGCAUAUUAUUCAACAUGUUGUUUUGGGAUUAUCUUCAAAUGAUAGUCACCUACCUCUUUCAUUUCUAAUUUUUAUUCACAGGUAAAAUUGUUUUUGUCCAUAGGGAUUUUAUAGGACAUAAGCACUGUAGUAGAUACUAGUAGCAUGUUGAAGUGUAUUAUGCUCUCCAUUUUCCAUAUAAACUAGAUUUCAAGCAGAUAUUGAUAAGGACAUUUUUUAUUAGACUUUUCUCUGAGGAAAGUCAGCAUGAUCUGUAUUCAUCUUACAUAUUGGUAGGUCAUGAAGACUCCUUUUUGGCUGGAGGUGAAACUGAGCUUUGUUUUCUUUGUUCCUGUUUUAUGGGCAGUCUUUAGGUACUUUCAUGCUGCUUAAUAGGCAGUGCCUCAUUUGGUGAGAGCUCUGGAGUGCCUGCCGAGACGCUCCCUGUUUGUGAACAAAGAUUAUGAAGGGGUCUUUGUGAGAAUUCAGCAGCAACACUGAACAGCAGUUCUUUUUACACUGGAUUAUCUUGAUCUGAUGAGAGUUUACAAAUCAUUUUGAACAUUUUUAUUAUGUAUACAUUGUGAAAGCUUUAAAAAUAAGUACUAUGGAGCACCUUUGAGAAACGUAGGUGCAAAAUCAUAUGUUGCCUAUUCCCCCAUAUUUUCUUGAGGCAGGGAAAGAUACCACUACUAAUUCUCACUGCUCACAGGCAUAAUCAGAAAUGGUUUUUUGUUUGCCUGUUUUUCCUUCUGGCUAGUAAGAAGCAUAAAAGAGAUAAUGAAAUAUUUGUGGUCAAAAGAAAGAUGCAAGGGAAAUUCCAAAUAGUAUGGAGUAACGUUAUUUAAACUUUUAAUACAUGUUUAAGCAUCCCCAAGGGAGCUUGUUAACAGUACAGAUUCCUGGGCCCCCAGAGGGUCUGUGGUUGAGCCCAGGAAUGUGCAUUUUUAUUUUAUUGAGCACUCUGCCUGACUCUGGCUCAGGUAGUCCCUGGGAAACUCUUCAGGAAACAUUCCUGUAGAAAAUAUAUCUAUUUAAAUAUCAUCUGUUUUAUCCCACAAUGUUUGUUUCGUGUUGCAAGCCAUUAUCUUCUAGGCAUGGGUAAUCCACAUUGAGAGGAAAAUCCACACAACAUUGUGCCUGAUUUGCUGCCACCUGUGUUUGUGCUGGAUCUUGCCAGUGUUAGCUUUAUUUUCUUUCAACUGGCAAAAUUCUGAUAAAGCAUAUAGCUUCACAGUAGAGCAAAAUGGGUGACUUAAUUGAAAGUCAUGACUUUCAGCAGUCUAAGUAUGCUCAUAUUUUAUUUUCUUAUAGAGAGCUGUCUUUAUUGUGUGUAAUUCCCGGAAGAAUGUAAAGAUUUAUCUAAUUCCUAUUGCUCUGCCAGUUGUGUUCAAUGCAAGCAUUGAAGUAAAAUAAAAAUAACCUUUUUAAUCUGUGUAUUUCUGUUGCCCACAAAGAUAUUUAAUUUUUUUCUUGAUCUUUGUUUUUGUUUAUGUGAAAAUAUUUACAUAUGUAUCAUUUCUGUAUAUAUCACAGAAAAGUUUUCACUUGCUUGACAUUUUAUUCUACAAUGAUUUUUAGUGUAAGUUUAAAGAAUGGCUACAUUCAGAUUUAUUUUCACAACUAUAGUCCUGCUAAACUGCCUUCAUUGAAAACUCAGUUUUUAUGAUAAAAAAUAUCAAAGCACAAGUUUGUUAUUGGAGGUAAAGUAUACAUUUCUUAGAUAUCUAUUGGUACUAGACCUUUGUAAUUAAAAUUAAUUUAUUUUACAAUAGUAACUGACCUGUAUGGAAAAAAAAACAACCUUGAAUUAUGGGUUCUAAUAUUUAAAUAUUGAAAAAUAUGGUUAUUUGUGCAUAUUCUUAUUACAACCAAGAAAAGAGCUCCUGAUAAGAAAAUAAAUAAAUAUUUAACAUUUCUAAA
This is a messenger RNA of Gorilla gorilla gorilla (western lowland gorilla), 6207 nucleotides long. RefSeq names its product G protein-coupled receptor 63 (gene GPR63). Gene Ontology annotation, cellular component: membrane. The record is from RefSeq and is a predicted model, not a curated record. Bases 595 to 1854 code for a protein of 419 amino acids. The transcript is spliced from 2 exons. Gene Ontology annotation, molecular function: G protein-coupled receptor activity. Gene Ontology annotation, biological process: G protein-coupled receptor signaling pathway. Lineage: Eukaryota; Metazoa; Chordata; Mammalia; Primates; Hominidae.